Thyridium curvatum is the source of this 1587-nucleotide messenger RNA. RefSeq lists its product as uncharacterized. The record is from RefSeq and is a predicted model, not a curated record. Lineage: Eukaryota; Fungi; Ascomycota; Sordariomycetes; Thyridiales; Thyridiaceae. The coding region runs from base 1 to 1587 and encodes 528 amino acids. The transcript has 3 exons.
AUGACCCUGUCCGAGGCUGGCGAUCCUCCACUGUCGCCGCCGACCUCAGAUCCUAUCUCUCAGGUCACAUCCCGUGAGACAGAGAUGGAGUCGCUGAGUCAGGAGAAGCCAUCGUUGCCAUCAAGACCUCGUAAAUCAUUCUCCAAGAACAUCAACCCCGAGUCUAGCAGAUCGGUGUUGUUCAUGGCUGCCGACAAACUGGAGCGGAAGCGGAAGUUAGACAGGCACAAUCAGCGGACAAGCAGAUCAAGGGCCAAGACGAGAGCUCGCGUCGAAGAACUGGAAAAGGAAAAUGAGCAUCUCAAAUGCCAGCUUGAUGCUGCUGAGCGGUCCAAAACCCGGAUGCAGUCAACCCUGGAGCGCAUGAAGAAUUGCAUCCGCUCAUCCUAUGCUGCCAUGAUGGACAUGGACGAGCUCGGCGAAGUUCACUCAUCUAUAGAAAGCCCUGCCAGCUCUACAGGGGCAGCCCGCUCGAGGAGCUUGACAAAUCCUCAGGCUUUAGUAUGGCCUAGCCACCAGACCAGUAAAAGACGGCACAGCAGCUCUGUGAGGCCACGCUAUGUGCACGGAAGCCACGCAGACGGGCGUGGGCAGUCAAGUAGUGACGAAAACACGACAAUGCAGUAUCCGCUCGACGUUUUGAACAGCGGCCACGCAAACUCUAGCGACGCGCUGCCUCCCACCUGGUCCUUCACUGAUGCGCUGGCGGGCUUCAAGUACGAUGUGCCAGCAAGGCCGUCACCGCAGAACCAGCCGGUCUUAGAUCUCGGCGCCCUGGACUUCACUUUUGGAGCCAUCAACCAGGACAUUGAGCCGAACCCCGAUCCGUCUGUCGACGAGCCAUGGUCCGGGAGCCUCGAGCAGGCCCUGCAUCAUGUACGACGGUCAAGCCGCUAUUCUAUCUCACCCCCCGACCUACCCAUCUGGUCGAUCCCAAUCAAGCAUCUACCGCCACAGAAUCAGCUGGACCGCUUGAUGCAGAGCAUGGCGGACACCCUGGCAGCAAACUCACGUGGCAUGUCCUCGUCCGGCAUCCACACGCCGACCUUUCCCUCUGUCCAGUCACUGCUCAACCUCGACAUCGAGGAAGGGGAUGAAGACCAAUCUCUUCCCGUGUCGACAGCAUUAUUCGAGCAUGGCUCCUCCUGGACGGCCUUUCGAGGGUUCCCCGAGAAGAUCGCCAUCCUCCACUGCAUCGGACGUCUUGUGCGCUGGCAGGUCCAGCCUAACCGUGCCAACUGGGACGCCCUGAUGCCGGGCCUUCGUCCCACCGAUGCGCAGCGCAGCGUCCCCCAUCCCUGGUGGGUAGACACCCUCCAAUGGGGCCGCGGGCGCGACCACAUCAUAGAGCAGAAGAACUGGGCCAUAUUCCACCAGCUCCGUGGGGUCUUCAAUGCCAACUUCUCGAUCAACUGGCCCCACAGCCCCCACGACAUCCUGGUGCCCGGGGCCCAAGGCGAGAUGGUGCCGAGCCCUGCCUUUCUGGAGCACAUACGGGACACUCGCAACUGGACCAUCGACGCCGAGUGGCCGGAAGAGCUUGCCUUUAUGCGAGAGAUUGCGCCAAAGCAGGUUGCGGAGUUGUGA